AUGGAUAUCGAACAAGAAGUACACACUAGCUUUGAAUAGGAAAUUAAGAACUAUUUUGACAAAAAAGGCAAUGAAUACUUAAAAAAACAAGAGUAACUUGAAAAAGAGCUAUGGAAUGACAUUAACAAAGAGACAAGAAAUGACGAGGAAGAACUUAAGAAGGUUUAAAACCUUAUUAAAAUAGAGAGGUUCUUAAAAUACUACGAUCUCUUAAUCGCUUGCUCUGAUCAAAUUUUGGAAUCUUUAGUCUCUAAAGACAAAAAGAUCACUGAGCCUGUUGAAGAAGAUUUUAUUUACGGAGGCAUGAUCUUAGAAGAAAUGGAAGAUAGCAACAACACUACAUUUAAAAAUAUAAUUUAAAAGUAUGGAAUGAACACCAAUAUAGAUCCCAUAGUUAAAAAAGCUAUUAAAGAUAAAUUCGAUGCUGAUGAAAAAAUUGAACCUAAAGAUGUAGCCGAUUUUUUAAAGAGAUACCAAAAGAAGUUUGGAGUGAAAACAAACGGAGAUGAAGAAUAAAAUAACGAUGAGGAAGAUCGUGAAUCUAACUGGGAGAACUCAAGCAGUGUAGCAGGAGAUGAUAUUAUCGAAGUAGAUGAUGAUUUGUUAAAUGAAAUGGAUAAAAGUUAUGAUGAAGAAGGUAAUGAAAUUACAUAUGAAGAAAAGCAUGAAGGAGAAGAGGAAGAAGAGGAAGAGAAAAAAGAAGAUAAUUAGGAAAGUGAUGAUACUUAAAAUAUUUCCAGAGAAAAAACUGUUGAUAUGAGCAUAAAAACUUUCUUGAAGCACACUGAUUUCGUUAGUUGUUUGAGCUUCCACCCCAUUAAUCCUGACGUUUUUAUCUCUGGAGGUGGUGACGAUGUCGCAAGAGUAUGGAAUAUUACCAAUAAUGAUAAGCCUGAAAUAGAAACUCCUAAACAAAACGAAACUGUUGAUUUCGCUAAGUUCAGUUUUGAUGGUAAAUAUUUUGCUACUGGUUGUUUAGAUGGUGUUGUUAAAAUUUGGGAUGGUACAACUGGUGAAUUUAAGAGAGCUUUAGAAGGUCCUUCUGAUGAAAUUAGAUUCCUUGAAUGGCAUAGCAAAGGUAAUGUUAUCUUAGCAGGUAGCGCAGAUAACUCAGCUUGGAUGUGGAAUGCAGCUAAUGGUUAGUAUAUGGCUUCAUUUAAUGGUCAUGAGUAACCAGUCACAUGUGGUGGAUUCACCCCUGAUGGAAAUAUGGUUAUAACUGGUUCUGAAGAUGCUACUGUACGUAUCUGGAAACCAAAAUCUGGUGAACUCCAUAAAAAACUUUAAGGAUAUGGAUUCCACGAAGAAAUGAUUACAUGCAUGGCUUUCCAUUAAACCUAAUAAAUUAUAAUUACUGGUUCAACAGAUAAGACUGCUUGUAUUAGCAACUAUAGUAAUGGAAAGAUUCUUGGAAGAACUCCUGCCCAUGAUGAUGGUGUUGAAGCAGUUUUAUUUGAUUAAAAGCUUGAUAUUUUCCUUACUGGUUCUUUAGAUGGUUUUGUCAGAAUAUUUGACUUAAACAGACUCACACUUAAAGAUAAGAUUACUGUCAAUGCAUCUAUUACUAAAAUGAUUUAAAUUAAAGAUAAAAAUCUCUUCGCUGUAGCUAAUUGUCUUGGAGAUAUUUACUACUUUGACCAUAGAGUUAAAGGUAAAAUCAAUAGAAUAACCAGUGGUACUGAUGGUAUGAUUCACGACUUAGCUCUUCAUAAAUCCAAUAGAUUGUUGGCAUCCUUUGACGAUGGCUCAAUCAAAUUAUUUGAAGUCUAAUUAGAAUAAUGA
Tetrahymena thermophila SB210 is the source of this 1782-nucleotide messenger RNA. Its product is annotated as WD domain, G-beta repeat protein. Lineage: Eukaryota; Ciliophora; Oligohymenophorea; Hymenostomatida; Tetrahymenidae. Gene Ontology annotation, molecular function: protein binding. The transcript is spliced from 9 exons. The record is from RefSeq and is a predicted model, not a curated record.